AUGGUAAUCCACUCCCAGGCAAAACACUUAGUUAAGGAGGCAGUUAUUGGACGCUUUGAACCACAUCUGUAUCAUAUUGAUAUUCCAUAUGUCAAUGUUAACGAGGUCUUCUUACCGGUUCUCAUAAAGAACCAUUGGACAUUGUAUGUAUAUGACCUAGAAAACAGGAGAAUCCAACUGCUAGAUUCUCGUCCUGGUAGAAAGAAGACAAUGUUGAGUGGAGUCCAACAAAAUCUGGCCAAGGUUGUCCUGUGGUUGGCUGCCCACAAAAAAGAGGUAUCACCUUAUGAUUUGAGGACAUUCAAUUUCAUAACACCUGAUGUACCCCUCCAAACUAAUGAGCACGAUUGCGGAGUUUUUGUAAUGAAAUUCAUGGAAUUGUGGUCAAUGGGGGGGUUCUCCAAAUCAAUCGAUGUGGGGAAAUUGAAACAUUACAGGUUGAAGAUCAUGGGGAGUAUGUUGUUCUCAGCACAAAAUGCACACCGAGACCGUGUCCAGAGAGAUUGAAGGGGAUUGUAAUUUGUGAUAAAACUGUUUAAAAUUAGCACAUUUGUAUGUAAUUUAUGGUGGACAUAUGCGGAAAUGCACACUGGGAUUAUGGGAUUAGUCAGAAUUUGAUUGUUUUUUGACUUAAGUUGCUUGUCAAUGCAUUGUAAGUAAAUAGGGCAAAUUAAAGAUGAUUGUACAUUAUACAGGAAAAACCAACUCCUGACAUUGUAUUGCCAAUUUUAUGGCUUAUAUAUUUAAUGAAGGAUGUGAUGA
Vitis vinifera (wine grape) is the source of this 762-nucleotide messenger RNA. Its product is annotated as ubiquitin-like-specific protease 1A. Lineage: Eukaryota; Viridiplantae; Streptophyta; Magnoliopsida; Vitales; Vitaceae. Gene Ontology annotation, molecular function: cysteine-type peptidase activity. Bases 1 to 507 code for a protein of 168 amino acids. The record is from RefSeq and is a predicted model, not a curated record. The transcript is spliced from 5 exons. Gene Ontology annotation, biological process: proteolysis.